Molecule: messenger RNA, 3055 nt
Organism: Drosophila kikkawai
Lineage: Eukaryota; Metazoa; Arthropoda; Insecta; Diptera; Drosophilidae
Gene: Etl1
Product: SWI/SNF-related, matrix-associated actin-dependent regulator of chromatin, subfamily a, containing DEAD/H box 1
Cellular component (GO): nucleus
Molecular function (GO): ATP-dependent chromatin remodeler activity; DNA binding; chromatin binding
Source: RefSeq, a predicted model, not a curated record
UGCCAACAUCGUUGCAUUUAUCGCUUUUAGAGUCAGCUCUAACAACUGGCAAAUACUAGCUCACGAUCAUAGGACUUUGCAAACACAAUUUUUGAAUAAGGACGAAUAGCCAGGUAGUGACUCUCCUUGCCCCACGAUGUCGGACAACCCCGCGCCCACGUCCUCGCCGACCAAGUCGAGCCUCAGCGACUUACGGCAAUUUCGCAUCAACAAAGGCGCCGCCUCCUCACCAUAUCCUGCGAAAACUGAGCGCGUGCCCGGCAAGAAGCGUAUUUCGGUAAUGGCCGACAGUGACAGCGACAGUGCCGACUGCCAGACUCCCAAGAAGACCAAGCUGGAGCUGACCGUCAAAGAGAAGGAGGAGCGGUACAUGGCAGCUGCAAAAAUUUCGCCACAGUACGACACGAUGGCAAUUCAAGAGUCACUCUCCCGGACCAACUGGGAUGUGGCCGCCUCUGUGCGGUACCUGCGCGAGAACUGCAAGCCCAAGAUCCAAGGCGCCAAUGGACCACUAGUUAAACCAAAGCUGAAGCCGAGCUCGAAUGGGAUCAGUGGCACUUCCCACGGCAGCUACUCUGAUAACGACUACUCGGACGACGAGGAUGUCAAGCAAGGCAAGGAUCAAGUAUACGACAGCGAUGACAGCGACAGCGAGAUGGCCAGCAAGAUGACAGGACAGCGUAAGAAGGUGUUCCAGUUCAUGAACGAGGCUACACUUCUAGAGUUGCAAAGUGUUAAGACACUUUCAGAAAAGAAGGCAACAGCUAUCAUUGAGCUGCGGCCCUUUGAGGACUGGGCCGGAUUGCGAAAGAAGCUGGAGAGUAAUAAGUUUUCAGGAGACCUGCUUAACUACGCCCAGGAUCUGAUCAACAAGCAAAAUACCGUGGCCACCAUUCUGAGCAAAUGUAACAACAUGGUGUCGCGCCUGGAGAAGGCCAUCUCCACUGGUGCCGGCAUUGUGGAGCAGCCCAAAAUCCUCAGCAGCGGUUUGCAAUUAGCUGACUACCAGAUCAUUGGACUCAAUUGGCUCACGGUGAUGCACAGGCAGGAGAUGAAUGGCAUUUUGGCCGACGAAAUGGGUUUGGGUAAGACCAUUCAGGUGAUCGCAUUCCUGGCUUACCUCAAGGAGAACAGUCUUAGCCAGGGGGCCCACCUAAUUGUGGUGCCUUCUUCUACGCUCGAUAACUGGGAGGCGGAGAUCAGCCGCUGGUGUCCCAAUCUGGUUGUGGAGAAGUAUCACGGUUCGCAAGAUGAGCGCCGAAGGAUGCGGGCGCGCUAUGCUAAAGACGGAUUUUCAGGCUUCGAUGUCCUGCUAACUACUUAUCACAUUGUCGGCUCGACGCCCGAGGAAAGGAAAAUGUUCCGCGUUUGCCGGCUAGACUAUGUAAUCUUCGAUGAGGCACACAUGCUCAAGAACAUGACCACGCAACGGUAUGCUAAUCUCAUCACCAUCAAUGCCCGGAGCCGCAUCCUCCUCACUGGCACACCGCUGCAGAACAAUCUGCUGGAGUUGAUCUCUCUAUUGUGCUUUGUGAUGCCGAAGUUCUUUGCCAAAAGGAUCGAGGACAUCAAGACUUUGUUUGCCAAGAAAAGCAAAACCGAUGGUGAUCAAGAGGAGGUGUCACAGUUCCAGGAGACACAGAUCCAGCGGGCAAAGCGCAUAAUGAAACCGUUUGUGCUCCGGCGCCUCAAGAAAGAUGUCCUCAAUAACCUGCCCAAGAAGCUAAGCCUCGUGGAAAAAGUAUCCAUGAGCAACCAACAGAAGCAGUACUAUCAUGAUCUGGUCGAGUAUUAUUCUAAUAACAAGGGCGAGAUCUGCAGCAGCAGCGAUCGCGCCGCUAUGACGAUCAUGAUGGAGAUGCGUCGCAUUGCAAACCAUCCACUUCUGAUGCGUCAUUAUUUCACCGACGAGAAUCUGCGCGAGUUCUCUAAGCGCCUGGCCAAUUGCAGUUCCUACAAGAAAACCAAUGAGCAGUAUAUCUUUGAGGAGUUGGCCAUAAUGUCGGACUUCCAAGUCUAUCAGUUAUGCCACAGAUACGAGUUGUUUGACGUUAAGAUACCCGACCAGUUAAUAUGCGAUUCCGGGAAAUUCGAGUACUUGGAUGAGCUUCUUCCAAGGUUGAAGGAAGAGGGUCACCGGGUGCUGCUCUUUAGCCAGUUCACCAUGAUGCUGGACAUUGUGGAGGAGUAUCUGCGGAUAAGAAAGCACGGAUUCUGUCGCCUCGAUGGCUCGACGGCGGUAAAGGAGCGUCAGGACCUGAUCACCGACUUUAAUGUGGACGACAAUAUCUUCGUGUUCUUGCUCUCUACCAAGGCGGGCGGCGUAGGCAUCAAUCUGACUGCCGCCGACACCUGCAUUAUUCACGAUAUCGACUUCAAUCCGUAUAACGAUAAGCAGGCUGAGGAUCGUUGUCACCGCAUGGGCCAGCAGCGUCCUGUGACCAUUUACCGCCUCAUAUCCGAGAGCACCAUUGAGGAGGGCAUACUGAUGUCCGCCGAAGAGAAGCUAAAGCUGGAGAAGGACAUCACGUCCACCGAAAAGGGUGAGGUGCACGAACAGCGGUGCGUGGUCAAGCUGCUAACCACAGCCCUUGGACUGGACAAGGACCAGGAGGAGCAGCUCAACAAUUCGCUAAGCAACUCCAUAACCUCGCCCCAGAAAUAGGCCUCGUCCAGGACCACACUUUCGUAUUUAUAUUCUGGGCAAGCACUUCCUUCCGCUAACAGAAAUCAUGUUUGAACCUUUUUAGUUAUUUUAGAAAACAAUUGUAUUUAUCUUAUCUUAUAUUUGUACUAAAGGAUAGUUAGAUAUGGUCGGAGGUCUGCCCGCAAUGGGCCAUAAAUAUCUAUUAAGGAAGUUUUUCCUCCGUUAAGACGACAGCUGUUUUUACUAGCAACCCAGCACAUUUCCACAAAAAGCCAGACGGCUACAAAGUUUUCUGUUCCGUUGAUUCAUGUUUUCUGUUUUAUGUAGUUUCCGUCUCUGUAAGAAUGUUUUGUAUCGAAUUAACCACUUUGUUUAUGUAUAAGGAUUAAUUACAUUUGUGUACGAAAA